AUGACGGGUUCAGUCGACUUAGAUCUUCAUGCUCGGCUACUGUCUGAUGAAAUCGAUUGCGAUUUUGACAAUGGCUCAUUUUGUCGACUACAUAAUAAUGGUGGCUGGACUUUUCAGCAGAGUCUCUUGGAGCAUUCUCAACUGAACUUACAAAGCAAUGCCAGCUAUCCAACUCCCACAAAACCAAAUCAGUACAUUUGUGCAGACUGGGGAGGAGCAAAUGGGAAUACAUCGUCGGAGGAAUCCGCUCGUUCCGCUGAGUUGCAAGCUUUUAUUUCUCUCCCCUCGCCAAGACAUCAUCAUCAUUUCAAAGGUGGAAAUGUACUUUAUCUUGGAGCGGGUCCUUUGUGGCCUGUAUGGACUGUUGAAAAAGGGAGAGAAAAAAAGAAUUAUUCGCAAAAAUUUGGUCUCUGUCUCAAUUUGAACGUUAGAUUUUCAUCUCAUUAUGCCUCUGAACUUACUGUUAAAUUCCGCUCUUCAAGUCAGACUGUCCAAGCUACGAAAAUGCCCGGACCUCUCGGGGUUCCUACCACGGCAUCAUCUUUUAAAGAAAGAUUAAUUUUUCUUAGUUACCUGGCAAGUUGGAUAUUUUCUUUACCUUUCAGUCCUUCAUCUAGUCUUUAUUCCCUGUUCUCAAGACAAUCUUCACAUCAAUUGAAACCACCAACGGGUCAGUGGCUGCACCUCACUAUGCCUCUGGAUACCCAUUAUUUUCAGCCCGAGGCUCCACUUCCUUUCGCCCUCUUUGGUUAUAAUGGCGUGUGCAUUGAUACUAUUCGUGUUGAGAGAUGUGUCACUACAAUCGUAUCAAGUCUUUCAUGGCCUCCAAAUAAUACCCUCUACCUCUCACUUUCUCUUCCGCCAUCUGUAAUUCUUUCUUCAACUAAUAACAGUACCAACUACUUCAAUCAUCCCAUUUUUACUGGCACAUUCUUGUUCACUGUUUUACUGGUGAUUCUUCUAGUCCUGUUGAUUCUUAUUUGUGGGAUGUCUAUUAUGUUUGGACGCAAACGUAGCAAUAGGGUGCUAAAAAAGAAAGGAAAGAUUGAGCAGAAAAAGGUCCCCUUAGUUAUACCCAGCUUGGAUCUAAUGCGCUCACCCUCUGUUUCUUCCCUACCCGCUGCGGUUGUGCAUCAACGACAACUUGAGGAGACUUCCUAUUCUCUAAAUGAUGAAUUCGAGGAGACCCUCAAUGAUACAGGCUGCCCGAAUGACGGCGGUCAUUAUAGUCGAUUCCAGAGAUCACAUCGCGAAAUCUCUGCACAAUUUCCGUCUUCAUCGGCAGGCAGACGCGAUAAAAGGCAAUCCACAGCACCGCUACUGUCACUGCAACCAUUUAAUUGGAAAAGAUCAACAGUGUCAAAGUCUGAUGCUGUUGAUCAAAUUAACUCGCCGGGUGGCUUUCAGCGGUUCUCUCUUCUUCUCUCAAUAAAUGAGAAUAAUGAAUUAGUCCUUAUUUCUCCUGAGAUCGCCAAUGCCUCUUCCAAUGAAAAAUUCAUUCAUAAAAAGAAAGUUGCUUCCGGUUCUUUUGUGGUGGGAAUGGAUUCGAUAGCAAGAUCAACUGAAACAUCAAGAUCUUGCAGCACUUCAACCACCUAUACGACAACUACCGCGAUGACCUCAGCAGGUACUUGCAGGCCCCUUUCCGCCCUGGAGACUGAGGCAACUCUGCAGGAAAUGGCUGUAUCGGUCUCCCAGCUGGGGAGAGGGUGUGUAGGAAAGAGGAGUGACGAGGACGACAAUGCAACCGAUCCAAGUCCUUUAAUCGCGGAAUCCAUCACAAGCUCCAUUUCUUGCCUUUCUCAUGAUCCGCAGCUGUCUGAACAAAAGUCUCAAGACCUUUCGUAG
Molecule: messenger RNA, 1848 nt
Organism: Rodentolepis nana
Lineage: Eukaryota; Metazoa; Platyhelminthes; Cestoda; Cyclophyllidea; Hymenolepididae
Source: the annotation of a GenBank genome assembly